AUAGAGAGGUGGGUGGGGGGGAGACACGGCGAGAGUAGUGGAGACACGGGACAUUGAGAGAUACAGGGAGACGCAGACAGAGGCACGGCUGACAGUGAGACUCGGUGUACAGAGGCAAUGAGAGAGACACGGGGACAGUGAGAGAGAGAGAGAGGGGAGAGGGGGAAGAGAGCCGGCCACGGGGAGACGAGGAGUUCGGACAGCUCAGAGGGACACGGCUCACAGUGGGACACGGGGGGACAGCGAGAGAGACACGGGGGGGCAGCGAGAGAGAGAGAGACACCGAGGGGGAGAUGACGACGAUGAGGUGGUGGCCUCUGCGGCUGCUGUAGAGCGACUUCGGUGGAGUUUACCGCGAGGUCUCUUGCGACGAUAGCCGCCACCUCCACCACCUCAUCCUCCACCUCAUCAUCCACCACCACCACCUCCACCACCACCUCCUCCACCACCACCUCCACCACCACCACCUCCACCACCACCACCUCCACCACCACCACCUCCACCACCACCACCUCAUCCUCCACCUCAUCAUCCACCACCACCACCUCCACCACCACCACCUCCACCACCACCACCACCUCCACCACCACCUCCUCAUCCUCCACCACCACCUCAUCCACCUCCUCCUCUUUCCGAUCUUCGUCCUCAACUUCCUCCUCCACCUCCUCGUCGUCGUCGUCACCUCGCCCGAGCCUCCCGCCGUCGACAUGAUGAAGAAGCAGCUGAACAGGAUGCGCCUCAGGGCCAACCAGACGAUGUUCAGGACUGAGAAGACAGAGGUCCUUAGCGAUGAACUCCUCAAGGUGGAGAAGAGGCUGGAGAGCCUCAAGAUGGUGUUCCACCACGCGCACAAGAAGCUGAGCGCCUGCCUCCACGGAACCCCGGGGCUCGACCUCGAUAAGAGAUUGAAGAGGGUGCCGGUGGCGGUGCUCGCCGUGGGUCUGUCGGACAGCUACCGCACACUCGAGGACAUGCCCUUUGGCAAGGUGCUGCAGCAGUGCGGGGAGGCGCAGCUGAACCUGGCGAUGGAGGUGUGCAACAUGGAGUGCAGCGUGGAGACCAACGUGCUGGAGCCCAUCAACCUCCUAGCCGAGGAGCACAUCCCCAACAUCCAGAAGCAGAGGAAACACCUCAGCAAGAUGGUGCUGGAUAUGGAGGGCGCCAAGUCCAGGUACCAGCAGGCCUCCAAGGUGCUGCAGGGCAACGUGGGGGCCAUGACGCCCAGCAAGCUGGAGGCGCUGCGCGAGGAGAUGGAGGAGGAGGAGAACAAAGUGGAGAUCAUGAAGGACCAGUAUGCCACGGAGCUCUACCAGUUCGUGGCCAAGGAGAAAGGCUUUGCCGACUACUUUGUCAAGCUCCUAGAGACGCAGGCCGAAUUCCACAAGAGGUCCCUGGCGGUCAUCGAGACUCUCCUGCCCAAGAUCACGGCCGAGAGAGAGCACUGCGUGCGUCCCUGCUACGGGCAGCCGCUGGAGGAGCACCUGCACCUGAACCGACGGGACAUCGCCUUCCCCAUCGAGGCCUGCGUCGUGGCACUCAUGGACAGCGGCCUGCAGGAGGAGGGUCUGUUCCGGAUUGCGGCUGCCAACUCGAAGCUGAAGAAGCUGAAAGCGUCGCUCGACUGCUGCAUCGUGGAGUCGGACUUCUCCCCCGACCCGCACGCCAUCGCUGGGGCUCUCAAGUCCUAUAUCCGUGAGCUGCCCGAGCCCCUCAUGACGUUCCACCUCUUCACAGACUGGAGCAAGGCGUUCAGCAUGCCCGAUCAGCAGGAGCGGCUGCAGGCGCUUUGGUCGGUGUGCGACCUGCUGCCCAAGGAGAACAAGGCCAACUUCCGGUACCUGAUGAAGUUCCUGGCGCGGCUCGCGGAGCAGCAGGAGUUUAACAAGAUGACUCCCAGCAACAUCGCCAUCGUGCUGGGGCCCAACCUGCUGUGGGCCCCCACCUCCAGCUCCGUGGACGCGAUGUCCAGCGUCUCUAUCCAGGUGGUCGGCAUCGUGGAGAUGAUGCUACAGUACUCGGAAUGGUUCUUCCCUGACGAGGUGGAGUUCGACCAGACGGGAAUUUUUGCGGCGGCAUCGCAGCUGCCGGCGGAGGGGCCGGGCGGAGCGCCGGCGGGGGGGCCGGGGGGGGGGCAGCUGCUGGCGCCCGGGGUCAACGGGGAGAGGCGAGGAGGAGGCGGCGCCGAGGGUAGCCGAGCCCGGCCACUCAGCGUGGCCACCGACAACGACCUGGCGCGGGAGCUGCACAAGAAGGAUGGGGCGACGCGCCACAAGGAGCGCGGCAGCUUCUACCGCGCGGCCACCACCGUUAGGAUGCAGAACCACGUGGUGGGGGUCAUGGGGGGCGCGGGGGGUGGGGGGGGCGAGGGGGGGGCCGCCCUCUCCUGCCCCAACACCCCCUCCCUGUACACGGCCCCCGGCUCGCCGCUACCGCCGGCGGUGGUGGUGGACAAGAGCGCCCUCAAGCUGCCCCAGGUGUCACCGACGUUCGGCCGCAAGUCGGGGCAGGGCAGCGUGAACCCCCAACACAAAGCCAAGAAGCCGGCGCCGGCGCCGCCCAAGGCGGUGGCCAGCCUGGUGCAGGGCACGCAGGCGGGCGUCUCGGAGAUGGGCUCGGCGCCGGGCGGCUCGGAGACGGGUGGCCCGCCGGACGACACGCCGCCCGGCACGCCGCCGCGCGCCGGCACGCACAGCCGCAGCGCCUCGCAGUCCUCCGUCCUCUCCUCCUCCUCCUCCCCCUCGCCCUCCGCCUCGCUGCGGAACGCCGCCGCCGCCCCCGCGCCCGACGCCGGAGGAGGAGCGCCGCACGGCGCCAGCGCGGCGGCCACGGCGUCGGGGAAGCCGCCGGUGCCCAAGCCCCGCGCCAGGCCGGCGAUGCCGCCGCCGCCGCAGCCGCCGCCGGGAGGCGGAGGGGGGCACGUCGGGGAGACGGCGCAAACCGACUCGUCGGACGACGGGCUGGAGGAGAUGUCCACGGUGCUGUCUCUCUGAUGGCUUGCGUUGUGGCCUGCCCCCGCUUUCGCUCGAGGUACAGUGACACACGGGCACGCGCCGGCCCCUCACCUUUGACCCCGCCGCCUCCUGAGAGGCCCCCCCCCCCUCUGGGGUGGGGGGGCGACGGGAUCACGUGACGCUGCUUUCCCAUGAUGCACUGGUGCCUCAUGGAGCUUGGUUAUUGUUCCCUUUUAAACGGAGCGGUUGGCCCAGAGGAUCAUGGGAAAAGUAUCGCCUCCUCGGCUUAGUCAUUUGCCCAGUGGUGCGAUUGACCUUUGACCCCAUCCAGGCAUCUCCAUUCAGCAGCACAGACGCUCUGGAAAGAGACUCUGUGAUGCUGAAACACCAUCACCAUCACAAACACCAUCACAAUCACAAACACCAUCACAAACACCAUCACCACAUCUGCUGUGACCGCAAUCACCACCACCACUUUUGUCAUCACAAUCACAACCAUCACUAACCCAUCAGCACCGUCGCCACCACCACCGCCAAGAUUGCCCAUCACCGCUGUCACUGCCCAUCGCAAUCCCAUCACGGUCAUCAUCACCGUCGCUCACGGUCACUGCCAUCGCCGUCACCGCCAUGGCUCCCCAUCGGCGACCGUCGCCGCCAUCUGUGGUGCGGUGGCCUCGAUGUCGGCGGUUCGAAUCCGCCGAGCCGUCCCGUCGCGGUGGGACUCUGCGGUGUGGCGCGUUAUAACCGCGUGGCGACGUUAAAGAUCCCCUCCCCCGACCUAGGGAGGAGGCCCAGGGCCUGCUCAGAUAAAUAUUUAAUUAUUUAAUUGCCACCGCUCCCCGCAUGCGCCUUCAGCCGCCGCAGCCAUCGCCACGUGCGCCAUGGCCACGCGUGUGACAUCGCCACACGUGUGACAUCGCUACGUGUGCCAUCACCCCGUGGUGCCAUCGCUACGUGUGCCAUCGCCACGCAGUGCACCAUCGCCACACGGUGCCAUCGCCACGUGGUGCCAUGGCCACGUGUGUGCCGUCGCCCCGUGUGCCAUCGCUACGCGUGUGCCAUCGCCGCGUGUGCCAUCGCCACGCUUGUGCCAUCGCUACGUGUGCCAUGGCCACGUGGUGCCAUCGCUACGUGUGCCAUCGCCAGGCGGUGCCAUCACCGCCGCCGCUUCCACCCGUAGGCACAGAGCCCAUCAGACCAAGGCUGCUCGCUCACAUUCGUCCGGUCGGAGAGCGAGACGCCGUUGUUGACAUCACAGCAGUGGAUAGACCACGGUGAUGAUGACGACAGCAGCAGCAUGCAGUAGAGAUGCAUGCUGGGAAUUACAGAGAUGGAGACACGUGUGUGUGUGUACGUUGAACUUUUAAUCGUAGCCCCGGGCUGUCGGGAGCGGUGAGCCCCGGGGGGCUUGGGCCGGGCGCGUGGCCAGCCCAAGGGCCUUCUGCUGCUGCUGCUGUCGUCCAAGCUCUGUGGUCCUCUACAUGGACUCCUCGACUUACGAACUAGUACAGUUCCAGAGGCCUGUUCGUAGGUCGAUUUGUUUGCGAGUACAACUUUACUGCUGUCGAUUCCAAACGUGUUGUACGGCAUGUACACUAAACACGGAGAAUGGCUUAAAAGUUGUGUAAUCUCCUGUUGAUCUAGAUGCCACUGGUUCUUCAUGUUCUGUAGAUGCCACUGGUUCUUCACGUUCUGUAGAUGCCACUGGUUCUUCACGUUCUGCAGAUGUAGAUGCCACUGGUUCUUCACGUUCUGCAGAUGUAGAUGCUACUGGUUCUUCACGUUCUGCAGAUGUAGAUGCCACUGGUUCUUCACGUUCUGCAGAUGUAGAUGCCACUGGUUCACGUUCUGCAGAUGUAGAUGCCACUGGUUCUUCACGUUCUGCAGAUGUAGAUACCACUGAUUCUUCACGUUCUGCAGAUGUAGAUUCCACUGGUUCUUCACGUUCUGCAGAUGUAGAUGCCACUAGUUCUUCACGUUAUGUAGAUGUAGAUGCCGCUGGUUCUUCACGUUCUGUAGAUGUAGAUGCCACUGGUUCUUCACGUUCUGUAGAUGUAGAUGCCGCUGGUUCUUCACGUUCUGCAGAUGUAGAUGCUACUGGUUCUUCACGUUCUGCAGAUGUAGAUGCCACUGGUUCUUCACGUUCUUCAGAUAUAGAUGCCACUGGUUCUUCACGUUCUGCAGAUGUAGAUGCCACUGGUUCACGUUCUGCAGAUGUAGAUGCCACUGGUUCUUCACGUUCUGCAGAUGUAGAUACCACUGAUUCUUCACGUUCUGCAGAUGUAGAUUCCACUGGUUCUUCACGUUCUGCAGAUGUAGAUGCCACUAGUUCUUCACGUUAUGUAGAUGUAGAUGCCGCUGGUUCUUCACGUUCUGUAGAUGUAGAUGCCGCUGGUUCUUCACAUUCUGCAGAUGUAGAUGCCACUGGUUCUUCACGUUCUGCAGAUGUAGAUGCCACUGGUUCUUCACGUUCUGUAGAUGUAGAUGCCACUGGUUCUUCACGUUCUGCAGAUGUAGAUGCCACUGGUUCUUCACGUUCUGCAGAUGUAGAUGCCACUGGUUCUUCACGUUCUGUAGAUGUAGAUGCCACUGGUUCUUCACGUUCUGUAGAUGUAGAUGCCACUGGUUCUUCACGUUCUGCAGAUGUAGAUGCCACUGGUUCUUCACGUUCUGUAGAUGUAGAUGCCACUGGUUCUUCACGUUCUGCAGAUGUAGAUGCCACUGGUUCUUCACGUUCUGCAGAUGUAGAUGCCACUGGUUCUUCACGU
Lethenteron reissneri (Far Eastern brook lamprey) is the source of this 5719-nucleotide messenger RNA. RefSeq names its product rho GTPase-activating protein 44-like. Gene Ontology annotation, molecular function: protein binding; GTPase activator activity. Gene Ontology annotation, cellular component: intracellular anatomical structure; cytoplasm. The record is from RefSeq and is a predicted model, not a curated record. Gene Ontology annotation, biological process: signal transduction; regulation of actin cytoskeleton organization; positive regulation of GTPase activity. Lineage: Eukaryota; Metazoa; Chordata; Hyperoartia; Petromyzontiformes; Petromyzontidae.